AGUGGCGGGGCAGCCCCGCCCCCGGCCGCCGGGGCCCUCAGUUGAGCAGCGGACGCGCCGGGUUUGAGUGGCGCGGGCCGGGCUCGGGGAAGGCCCCGGUAUUGCAGACUCGGGUGGCUACUCGCCGGGCGGGUGGCGGCCGCAGCGGCCUCGGCUCCGCAACAUGUCCAGCUCCGGAGAGGAGAUGCCGAAUGAAGAUGAACCAAAUACCAUUGACCUAAUGAAUAGCAUAAACCUAAUGGAGUUUUCUGAUGAGAUCCUUUUGCACAUCCUGAGUUAUAUCCCCAGCACAGACUUGAUUUUGAAUGUUAGGAGAACCUGCAGGAAGUUGGCAACUCUUUGUCUUGACAAAAGUCUCACCCAUACAGUGCUGCUUCAUAGGGAUUAUCAGGCCAGCGAAGAUAAAGUGAGACAACUGGUGAGGGAGAUUGGGAAAGAGAUUCACCAGCUGAACAUGGCUGGCUGCUACUGGCUGUCUGGUACCACAGUUGAGCAUGUGACACGCUGCAGGAACCUAGUGAAAGUGAACUUGUCAGGCUGCCAUCUUACUUCUAUCCGACUUUCUAAGAUGCUGUCAGCCCUCCAGCAUUUGCGCUCUCUGGCCAUUGAUGUCAACCCUGGCUUUGAUGCCGGCCAGUUGAGCAGCGAAUGUAAAGCCACUCUCAGCCGGGUGUUAGAGCUGAAACAGACCCUAUAUACACCAUCAUAUGGGGUGGUGCCUUGCUGUACCAGUCUUGAAAAACUGUUGCUUUAUUUUGAAAUCCUAGACCGUACCCGGGAAGGAGCGAUUCUUUCAGGCCAGCUAAUGGUGGGCCAGAGCAAUGUGCCCCACUACCAGAAUCUUCGUGUGUUUUAUGCUAGAUUGGCCCCUGGCUAUAUCAAUCAGGAGGUAGUAAGGCUGUAUUUGGCCGUGCUCAGUGAUCGAACCCCUGAAAACCUUCAUGCCUUUCUUAUUUCGGUUCCGGGUAGCUUUGCAGAGAGUGGAGCCACUAAAAACCUCCUGGACUCCAUGGCUCGCAAUGUCUCCUUGGAUGCAUUGCAGCUUCCCAAAUCCUGGCUUAAUGGCUCCUCACUCCUUCAGAAUAUGAAGUUCAACAACCCAUUUUACUUCAGUUUCAGCCGCUGUACUUUGUCUGGAGGACACCUGAUUCAGAGAGUAAUUAAUGGGGGAAAAGACCUCAAAAGCUUAGCCAGCUUGAAUCUCAGUGGUUGUAUUCAUUGUCUGUCUCCAGACUCAUUAUUUCGCAAAGCAGAGGAUGAUAUUGAUAGCAGCAUCCUGGAAACACUGGUUAUGUCCUGCUGCAAUCUGAAACACUUAAAUCUGUCUGCAGCACACCAUCAUAGCUCUGAAGAUUUGGGGAAGCAUUUGUGUCAGCUCUUAGCUCAGCUUCAACACCUACGUUCUUUAUCCCUUCCUGUUUGCUCCAUUGCGGACUCUGCACCAAAGGCAGAUAAGGCACCCACACAGAUGGUGACUAAUGCAGUGCCCCGAGGAUUUGGAAAGAAAGUCCGAAUUGGAGUGCAGACAUAUCCCAGGACCGUGUCUUCUGAGUCAGUGACUCAGAAGCCAUCCUCUGUUUUCUGGACUCUUCUGGAGAAUGUACCAUUUUUGGAAACCCUGGAGUUAAUUGGGUCCAAUUUUUCUUCUGCCAUGCCCCGGAAUGAGCCUGCCAUUCGAAACUCACUACCCCCCUGCAGCCGUGCACAGAACGUUGGGGAUGCUGAGGUGGCUGCCAUUGGACAGCUGGCAUUUUUACGGAAUUUGACACUGGCUCAGCUGCCCAGCAUUCUUACAGGCUCUGGGCUCAUUAGCAUUGGGUUGCAGUGCCAACAACUGCAGACACUAUCAUUGGCCAAUCUGGGCAUGAUGGGGAAAGUGGUCUACAUGUCUGCCCUCUCUGAUAUGCUAAAGCACUGCAAACAGCUAAAAGAUCUCAGACUAGAGCAGCCCUACUUCAGUGCGAAUGCUCAGUUCUUCCAGGCUCUGAGUCACUGCUCUUCUCUUCAGCGCCUCUGUAUCAUCUCCCGAAGCGGUACUCUACAGUCAGAUGCUGUGAUGUCAUUCAUGGGCAGCUGCCUUGGGCUCAUCAUGUGCCACAUGUUUACAGGAGAGUCCCUCACUGCCUGCAAGAAUCUUCAGCAGUCCAUUGUUCGAAGUUUCCAGGCAGAGCGUCCAGCACUAAAUGUCGUCAUUUUCCCCCUGCUCCAUGAGGGCUUGACUGAUGUCAUCAGAGAUGUCCCCAUGAUGCACCUGGAUGAGAUUACCUUGUUCAAAAGCAGAGUGGCUGAAGAACCACCAAACCUGUGGUGGUGAUGGCUCCAUCAGGAAAUGGGAUGGUCUGCAUCAACAGGUGAAAUCAUUUUCCUUUAGCCUGAACUUUACCCUCCUCAUCCCUCACCAAUUUCUUCAGCUUACAGCUGCCUUAUUGGAUGCUUUAGAAUCACUUCAGUCCAAUUCCACCACAAAGCCAGAUGAGACUGGACAUUUCCAUGGGCACGUGAAUGUGGUCAUUGGGUUAUUCUGCUGCUGCUUGUGCUCUCCAGUACUCUGCUGAGAAGCCCCAUCGGAGUGGUUUGGCCGUUUCCUUGUGGUUGAUACCAGUUCUUUGGUUUGUAAUGUAAAAGGGAAGAAAAUAUUCCCUCUUCAUCCCACUACAUUCCACUCAAUAUGUUUCACUAGGGCUUUUGUGUGUGCUUAGCAGUACAUUUUGUAACCUUUUCUCUUUUAGACACUUUCUUUGUGACUACUUGUUGCUUUGGUGAGAUUUAUAUUGAGAGUUAAAUGUUAACAGGACUACAAGAGGAGAGUGAAGUGGACAGCCUUAAAAGGGGAGGACUAAUUUAGUUAAAAUAGAUGUGGUGCUUGGUACCCAGGCAUGAGGUACCAUGUGUGUACUUGCACAUGAAAAAAUAUAUCAGGAUAACAUCUCUAUGAGUGAUAUAAUCUAUUGACUCGUUUCAAAGACCAGUGUACUGUAACCUUUCUUUCAGCAGACUUUUAUAUGAACACUGCCAUAGUCUCCACAUUCAGCCAUUUGCACUUAGCCCUUGCCCCUCCCUGCUUUUGACCCUAGGGACACUUGAACCUUCCGAAGAGUACGUGUAUUGAGUAGAUUUAUUCCUUCACUUGGUAUCACGGAGCUAGGAAAGACUGGCUCAGAGAGCCCGGGAGCAAAUCCAGCCUCCUCCAGGAUGUGCUCCCUUGCAGCCCACUUAUCUCCACCUCUGACUCCAUUUGCAUCUUGGAUGAAGCUCAGGACCAGUCUUUGCCAGGUGUAUGUGAGCCUCUGGGCCUGAGAUAAUGAAGGGAGGGUUCUCUAUUCUUGCAGCAGCUUGGGGACUGUGUACCAUCCAGGGAGGGGGAGUUUUAAGUCUUUAGGCUGCCCCAAGACAAGGUGGAAAGGGGAUGGGCAUACUCUCUUCCCAUAGCAGCUUGGCAAAAAAAGUAGCUGUGGAAUCCCUCGAGGAGUUUGGGCAGAGUCCCUGAAAGAGUCGGGUGUUUAAAGGGGAGAUUCAGCAGAUGAAGAAAAGCAGCCUGGAGGAAAAAUAAGAACUUAGUCCAUGACAUAGAAGUUGCUGCUUUGUCUUUGGCAGGGCACCAUGAAAUUAGGGGUGCUCUGGACACCUUGGGGUGGCCCUUCCUUUGUGGCUGCUUCCACUGGAGGGCACUCAAUACUAGAAGUCUCAGGAUGUGCACAGAAGGCCUGAACAUGGGCUGGAAUUCCAGAAAACCUGCGUUGAUUUAAAAUUGGUCUCACUCUUCAGUCAAGAUUUGGUGGUUGUGGCCCUCCAAGACCGAGAAGAACCAUCUUCUCUGCCAUUGUGGGGUUGUUGCAUAGAUGGGUGGGGUCUGAUACUUUACAGCAGUGCAGGGAAAGCAGUAGCAAAAUGCCUGGACCUACUACCUGGCUAGCGGAUUUCAAGCCCAAGAAAACUUUGGAAGGUGGGGAGAGGUUGGGGGUGGUGAUAGUGGCACUGAUGGCAGCAGCUCAGCUUUGCAGUGUGCAGUCUCUGGAUUCUCUUAUCCUUGUAGCUUCUAACACCAGGCAGGGUGUUUUUUUGGCUCUUACCAAAUUAUCAGGGGCCAUCAACUGAUACUUUCUAGGCAUUCUCUCUAAGGAGAAUUCACCAACUUGUGUCUUCAGGGACUUAAGUGAAUCAUUCCCCUAGAGGAUUUCUUUUGCCUGUUUUUCCUGGUAUCCCAGCCUUUCCUCCUUGUUCGGCCAGGUUUUGUAGCAACACUAAGCCAACAACAUGAUAUAUCACCAUUUUAACUUCAAUACUAGCUCAUAAUUAAAAUGAGCUUGUUCCUCUUCUCUGUGAUGCCUGGAAUUCACCUUAUAAUAGCUGGCUGACAGUCACUAGUGGAUGCCCAAUACCUCACAACCUCUACCUUUAACUUCUGGUGGAAAUUUUGCUUCUCUUGUAACCAUUCCUUUGCCAGUGCCCUUCAUCAUCAUGUUUAAAGUCUUAUUUUUUUUGCUCAAGACUUUUUAUUCCUCUUUAUUACUUAUCCAGUUCCUGAUCUCAUUUUUCCAUUUCCUCUCUUAGCUGUACCUCCCUUUCAUUUAUCUGCCAAUACCUCUGGUGACCCACCUUCAAAAAACCUGCCAGACAAACCAACCUUUUCCUCUUAUUGCUCACAUUGUAGAGAGUACAGUGUUUAUCAGAUAAGCUUCCUAAUUCUCCUAUGCCCCCUCCUGGGUGCACAUCCUCUUCCUCCCAAGGAUUGAGAUCUAAUCCGUAUAAUAACUACUUCAAGGCAAGUUGUGAUUCUUCGUUUUCCCUGCCAUAUGAACGUUAUUGGCCCAAUUAAGUAUUUUAUGAAGCAUUUUUCAUAAAAGGACUUUUAACAGAUCUCCCAGGUUCUUCUUGAAGUCAGAUUCCAGAAAGUGGGUAGUAAGUUGAAUCUCCUCUUAUUAUAAGCUCCCACCUUCUACCUUGCUGUAACUUUGGGGACACAGAGUAACUUGGAUCCUCAAAAAGAUGAAAGUAUUUGGAUCACUUUAUUCCCUAUCUCAGGGAGCCCAAGAACCAACUCAGUGUCUGCACAGGUAAAGCUCCUUUGCAUAUCCCACUUCUAGAAUGUUCCAGAGCUCCUGGACUAUUUCAGUUCCACUGAACUAAUGAUACAUAAUAUAACAUAUGACCCUGAGACUUAGAUAUACAGGUGGGUACCAUUUUAUUUGCUCCUGUUUUUCUUAAGUUCUACAAAGCUAUAAAGGUACCUUUGAAUAUGGUCUGAAAUAGAAUCCAAAAUUAAACAACUCUAGCAGCAGUAUGUGUCUUGAUAGGCAUAAACACUAACAUACAUUGGUGCCAUCAUGCAAUUUGCCUUAGUCUUUGUUUUGCUAUAGGAGGUCAUCUGAAGUCUUCUUGGUGAUCUGUAGGCAAACAUUUCAGUGCUUAUUCCAGAGUAUCAAGGAUUAGUUGAAAAGCAUCAUCUAAAAAUGAAACUCUCUUCACAGCUAGUCUUACAGAGAUUCCAGAAAAUGCUACGUAUUGAGGAGCUAGGUAUGAAUGGAGAUGGGCAUGGGUGGAACACAAAUGAGCAGCACAUUUUUGCUUCCUUGCUUAACCUGAGAGAUUGUGCUCUGUGGAUACAAGUCAGUCGGCCUUGGUUUGGAGGAUAGGACCUAUCUUGCAUGAUGGAAAAUGGUGGGCUGCACAGCAGCCGGAUAGAAAGUCCUGGAUAGAAAGAAUGACCUUUCUCUGUACAUCAGGUCAAGCUGUAAACACACUGCUGAUUGCACUUCAGACCUGAAUGCAUUGUAAGAAGACAUAUAGUCAAGAUUAAUUACCAGUGCAUCAUUUUUAGGAGAGGUCGAUGAGAUUCUGUCAAGCAGGUGUACUAGCACAUUAGAGUUCCUCAUCAUGGAGUGAAUCUUUAUCCUGGGCAUGAUGUCUCGUUUUAAAAGAUAUGUAUAGCCUUAAUAGAUGUAAUAGAUCACUUGAGGUCUUCAUCUUGAUCUGUAGGCAAACGUUGCUAAUUUCAAUGUCUAGUGCAAAGCAUCAGUGUCUACUUUACAUGAAUCAUCUGGAAAAUAAAAUUGCCCUUACAGUCACUGUCUAGAGUUGCUCAAGGUUGGCCACAUAUCUGAAAUGCUGUCAUAAAGCUAGGUAUGAAAAAAGAUAAACACAGGUCGGAAUCCACUGAACAGUAUGGGUCUGCUAAGUCCAGUCUUCUACCCACACUGGGCACCUGGAGGUAGCUUCAAAUGUGUAGAGAGACUGUUCAUUCCAGCAGUCCUCACUUGGUGUGUCCCUGACCCUAAUAGGUAUACCAUAUCCCAGGUCACUUCGAGCAGAUAUGAUGCUCAUACCACAUGCCAUGAUGCAGCAAGGGACAACUCCACAUAAGCCAUCACCACAGUACUUUUAUGGUUUUAUAGUUUGGGCCCCCCAAGGGGUGUUUGAUGAUCCUUCCUGUGGUGAUGGCAGUUUCAAGUGUUAUCUGAUAUGGGACCUGAACCAAAUAUCUCUGAAAUGGCUGUUUUUGCUAAAGAUUUGCUCAAGAAGAUGGGAUUCUUCACUGCACAGAAUGAGCUUACUAGCCCAAUUAAGGAAAUGGUCUAUAGAAUACUCUGCACACACAUUGGUCCUAACAAAUUCAUAGUAUUCUUAUCGCUUCCACACCCUUAUGAAUUCCAUUGCUGUAUCGAGAGACAUCUCUGCUAAUCCUAAUUACAAAGGCUCUGACAUGCCUUGUUGUAGAACAUCUCACUGCUAUGUCACACCAAAGGACGUCCAAUAACCAGGAUUGAGAUUCUCUUUCAUGAUGAAGGGGUGGGGUGAUAGCCAAAUCCUUGAUAUCUGUCAUGUAUUUAGUGGACAGUAGUAAAA
Trichosurus vulpecula (common brushtail) is the source of this 6843-nucleotide messenger RNA. RefSeq names its product F-box and leucine rich repeat protein 18 (gene FBXL18). NCBI's taxonomy places the organism in Eukaryota, Metazoa, Chordata, Mammalia, Diprotodontia, Phalangeridae. Bases 164 to 2314 code for a protein of 716 amino acids. The transcript is spliced from 5 exons. Gene Ontology annotation, biological process: SCF-dependent proteasomal ubiquitin-dependent protein catabolic process. Gene Ontology annotation, molecular function: protein binding. Gene Ontology annotation, cellular component: SCF ubiquitin ligase complex. The record is from RefSeq and is a predicted model, not a curated record.